Messenger RNA from Prunus armeniaca (apricot), 636 nucleotides. The record is from the annotation of a GenBank genome assembly. NCBI's taxonomy places the organism in Eukaryota, Viridiplantae, Streptophyta, Magnoliopsida, Rosales, Rosaceae.
AUGAGUGUUGAUAUUGUGAAUGUUAGGAUUUGCGAAGACAUGAGGAUAUCAAGUUUGGUUGGAUUGUGGGAAGACUUCAGGGAGCCAGAGUUUCAUGAAGAAAGUAUGCAGAGCCAGCUUGUGUGUAGUGGGUGUAGGAGCAUUCUUCUAUAUCCUAGAGGAGCUACAAAUGUUUGCUGUGCAUUAUGCAAUAUAAUUACCCCAGUCCCUCCUCCUGGUACAGAAAUGGCUCAACUUAUUUGUGGGGGUUGUAGGACGUUGUUAAUGCAUACACGUGGGGCAACAAGUGUGAGGUGCUCCUGCUGUCAUACUGUAAAUCUCGCUCCAGCAUCCAGUCAGGUUGCCCACGUCAACUGUGGAAACUGCCGGACAACACUUAUGUAUCCAUAUGGAGCUCCUUCAGUCAAAUGUGCAGUCUGUCACUAUGUAACUAAUGUUGGUAUGACCAAUAUGAGGGUUCCAAUUCCAGUGCACAGACCUAAUGGGACAGCCAAUUCAGGAAUGGCGCCCUCUACUUCCGCAGCAAUGCCCCAUUCUCAGAGCCAGACCGUUGUGGUUGAGAACCCUAUGUCUGUUGAUGAAAGUGGCAAAUUGGUGAGCAAUGUUGUCGUUGGUGUCACAACUGGGAAAAAAUAA